UCCAGAUCCGUUCUAAUGAAGAUAAGAUGAAGAAAGUCUUCUACAGCAUCACUGGUCCAGGAGCUGAUCAGGAGCCUGUGGACCUUUUCACCAUGGACCGUCUCUCCGGCAUUCUGUAUGUCACACAACCGCUGGACAGAGAGAAGCAAGCCAUGUACAAUUUUCAAGCACAUGCUGUAACCGAAGGUUCAGGAAAAGCUGAGGAGCCUAUGGAUAUUUUUGUCAAGGUGAUAGACCAGAACGAUGAGAAACCUCGUUUCACUCAAGACCCCUUCGUGGGAGAAGUUCCCGAGGCCUCAAAAAGAGGUUUUGAGGUGAUUCAGGUCACGGCCAUAGAUCUUGACGAGGAGGAAAACGCCAACUCAGAUAUCCGGUACCGUAUUGUAAGUCAGGAACCAGAGAUGCCCAAUCCAAACAUGUUUGCAAUCAACCCUAAAACUGGAGUUAUCAGAGUCAACGGCGAUGGGCUAGACAGAGAGGAAUUUCCCAAGUACACUCUGACGGUUGAAGCAGCGGACAUGGAUGGAGAAGGGUUGAGGGGAGAAGCCAGAGUAAUCCUUACUGUCUCAGACAGCAACGACAAUGCUCCGACCUUCGAUAAGUCCAAUUAUGUGGCAACAGUUAAAGAAAAUAAAGUGGAUGCUCAGAUCGUCGUGAUGACUGUAAGCGAUGGUGACGUGCCAAAUUCCCCAGCCUGGAACGCCAAGUUCACUAUUGUCAGUGGUGAUUCUGAAGGAUUUUUCGCAGUGAAAACAGGAAGUAACAAGAAGGAAGGAAUCAUUUCUACUGUCAAGGGUCUCGACUUUGAAAAGAGCAAAAGCCACACACUUUUGGUUGCAGUGGAGAAUGAGAUUCCUUUUGCACUUGACCUGCCCACUGCCACUGCCACAGUGGUGGUGACCGUGGAGGAUGUCAACGAAGCUCCAGUGUUUGAUCCGAUAACAAAGACGGUGUCGAAGCGAGAGGACCUUGCUGUCGACACUGACAUAGUGCUGUACACCGCUUCUGACCCAGACACAGCGCGCAAACAAAAAGUCAUGUAUAAGGUAAUUAGAGACCCUGCCGGCUGGCUGAACGUGUCCAAAGACACAGGCCUGAUUAAAGUUAAAACUCCGAUGGACAGGGAGUCCCUCUUCGUCAAGGAAAACAAAUACACAGCACUCAUCGGUGCAUACGACAAUGAUGAAAUCCCGGCCACAGGAACUGGUACUCUGAUAAUCCAUCUCGAAGAUGUCAACGACAAUGCGCCAACCAUCGAGGAACGUAAAAUCACGGUUUGUAACAAGGAAUCGGCUCCUCAACUGCUGACAGUAACGGAUAAAGACGGACCAGACUUUGCUGCUCCAUUCAGAGUCUUUUUACGGGGCAGCUCAAAGAGCAACUGGACUGCUAAGAUGAAUGGUUCCAAAACGGGCAUCAUCCUGAAACUAUUCUCUGAGUUGCCGAGCGGAGAAUACACUGUGGUCCUGAGGGUAGCCGACAACGAGGGCCUGGAGCAGGACAGCACCGUUCAGGCCAAAGUGUGCAACUGCAAGGGAAAAGAUGUGAUCUGCAAACCAGGGCCGAUAGCUGCCAGCAGUCUGCCCCACAUCCUGGGAAUACUGGGAGGCAUCCUGUUGCUGCUCAUGCUGGUGUUGCUGCUGCUGCUGUUUGCGAGACGCAGAAGAGUGGUGAAGACGGACCUUCUUUUGCCACCCGAGGAUAUCAGAGACAACAUCUAUCACUACGAUGAAGAAGGAGGCGGGGAGGAUGAUCAGGACUACGAUCUGAGUGUUCUCCACCGCGGUCUGGACAACCGGCCCGAGGUGUUCAGGAACGACGUGGUGCCGAACUUCAUGCCGGCUCCUCAGUAUCGACCUCGCCCUGCCAACCCGGAGGAAAUCGGCAACUUCAUCGAUGAUAACCUGAAGGCAGCAGACAAUGACCCGACAGCGCCCCCCUACGACUCCCUGCUGGUGUUCGACUACGAGGGAGGCGGCUCAGACGCGGGAAGCCUCUCCUCCCUGAACUCGUCGAGCAGCGGGGACCAGGACUACGACUGCCUCGCCGAGUGGGGACCGCGCUUCAAGAAGCUGGCCGACAUGUACGGAGGAGGAGAAGACGACAUGCUGUAAACGUACCAAAAGAAUAAAAGUUGUAUAUUGGUGGAUGCACAUUAUGGCUGCGUGAGUGCUAGAUUUGUGUAAGCAUGAACUGAUGAGUGACAGCAGCCCAAAAGGGAAAGUAUCGUACAACCAAACAGCCACAGACCCACAGAUGACUGUGUGGGGAUUGAGGUUUAUUGUCACUGCAGUCCUUUUAGUGGUUCACAGCCACUGCUCAGAAACUUCAGGAUGAGUUUUAUUAAUGUAUAAGUUCCCCAUUUUGAGUGGUUAAGCUCUGUCUGCCUGUCUUUCAGAUCUUUGUUAAGUUCAACUAUGCUCUUUGUUUUUCUCUUCACUGAGUAAUGGAGCGACAUCAGUCUCAAUGUUGAUUUAUGGAUCUUUAUAUGCAGAUAUUUCAGCCUGUGCUGGAGCUUAUACUGGUUGACACUGGAUAUGUACACAAGAUGCUUGCAGUUGCACUCGUAACUUUUGUGUCAUUUUGGCAAUUUAUGGUACUUUAAAAUUUUUGUUUCUAUUUUGUUUGUAGAGUUUGUACUAUUGCUUCAUUUUAAAUU
Messenger RNA from Centropristis striata (black sea bass), 2659 nucleotides. Its product is annotated as B-cadherin-like. Gene Ontology annotation, molecular function: calcium ion binding; cadherin binding. Gene Ontology annotation, biological process: homophilic cell-cell adhesion; calcium-dependent cell-cell adhesion; adherens junction organization. The coding region runs from base 27 to 2114 and encodes 695 amino acids. NCBI's taxonomy places the organism in Eukaryota, Metazoa, Chordata, Actinopteri, Perciformes, Serranidae. Gene Ontology annotation, cellular component: catenin complex; adherens junction; plasma membrane. The transcript has 13 exons. The record is from RefSeq and is a predicted model, not a curated record.